Molecule: messenger RNA, 285 nt
Organism: Gloeophyllum trabeum ATCC 11539
Lineage: Eukaryota; Fungi; Basidiomycota; Agaricomycetes; Gloeophyllales; Gloeophyllaceae
Exons: 2
Biological process (GO): regulation of DNA-templated transcription
Cellular component (GO): nucleus
Molecular function (GO): zinc ion binding
Source: RefSeq, a predicted model, not a curated record
GGCGCGCGGGACCCCAAGGGCGGGUGCUUCUGCAAAGCGCGCAUCCACGACCUCUCGCCGUACACGCCCAUCUGCAAGUCCUGCGGGCUCGUCCUCUGCGCCGUCAACCUCCCGUUCUACGCCUGCCCCUCCUGCGCCGCCCCGCUCAUGGCCCCCUCCGCGCGCGAAGCCCUCGCCCUCCAGCUGAGCGACCAGAUCGACGCGACCCUCGCGCGCGAAGAAGCCGCGCGCCUCCAAGCGCUCGAGGACGCGCGCAAAGCAGCCGGCGCCUUCCCCUCCCUCUCC